Messenger RNA from Necator americanus (New World hookworm), 474 nucleotides. RefSeq lists its product as uncharacterized. Bases 1 to 474 code for a protein of 157 amino acids. The record is from RefSeq and is a predicted model, not a curated record. The transcript is spliced from 3 exons. Lineage: Eukaryota; Metazoa; Nematoda; Chromadorea; Rhabditida; Ancylostomatidae.
AUGGUGCGACUAUUGGAAUGGGAUAAUAUGAGAUUGAAAGUUGAUGGUCGACAGUUGCACCAUCUUCGUUCCGCUGAUGACGUCGCUCCGAUAACAUCAGGCACCUCGUGUGGAAAGAAUGACAAGAUGAUGAUAAUGAGGAACGGAUUGGUUUCUGAUGCUCCAUUCACGUUCAACGAAACGAAUGUAUCCGAGUGCUCCAACUAUGUAUAUCUAUGUUUCGUGCCCACCUAUUCAGCACCUAUUCCUGCUCUGGCUUACACUUCGGAAGUCUGUUCGUUUCGCAAGCAGGAGGAAAAUGCUAUCAACAUCAUAGAACGCUCAGUUGAAAGGGUGAUGCUAGGAGUAACGCCUAAGUACCGCUUAACACGGGUGGAAGAAGGAAUUCGAGGUUCUAUCCUAUGCCAUCGAUCGAAGAUGCCGUAUUUGCCAAGAAAAGUAAAAUUAGAUGUUCCGGACACUGAUGUGUUUUAG